AUGGCGGCUGCGAAGGAGAUCCUGACACGACGACCAGUGGCGGCGAUGAUAAGGCUGACGGUUCCGGCUGGAGGAGCACGGCCAUCACCGCCGGUGGGUCCGGCUCUGGGUCAGUACAGGCUCAACCUGAUGGCCUUCUGCAAGGACUUCAACGCACGGACUCAAAAGUACAAACCGGACACUCCGAUGUCCGUCACGAUAACGGCGUUCAAGGACAACUCCUUCGAAUUCACCGUCAAAUCGCCGACUGUGUCGUGGUACAUCAAGAAAGCGGCCGGAGUCGACAAAGGCAGCACGCGUCCGGGGCAUUUGAACGUGACGACGCUCUCGGUGAGACACGUGUACGAGAUCGCCAAGGUGAAGCAGUCGGAUCCGUUUUGUCAGUACAUGCCGCUGGAAUCGAUCUGCAAAUCUAUCAUCGGUACUGCUAAUUCCAUGGGGAUCAAGAUCGUUAAGGAUUUGGAGUGA
Molecule: messenger RNA, 468 nt
Organism: Microthlaspi erraticum
Lineage: Eukaryota; Viridiplantae; Streptophyta; Magnoliopsida; Brassicales; Brassicaceae
Source: the annotation of a GenBank genome assembly